AUGCACCAAAAGCCAUUCAAAGUCAUCAUUGUGGGUGGCAGCAUUGCCGGGCUUUCACUAGCGUUGAUGCUGGAGAGGAAUGGUAUCGAUUUCGUGAUCCUUGAAGCGUACCCCAGCAUUGCACCCCAGGUCGGGGCUAGUUUUGCCGUUUUGCCAAACGGCUGUCGUAUUCUCGAUCAGCUAGGCUGUUAUGAGACAGUUCUAGAGACGGCGCAAUACCCUGUCGACAAAUUCCACUUCCGUGAUCCGCAAGGAAAAUCAUUCUGGACAUUCGAUAACUUUAACGAGGCAUCACUUAGACGCCAUGGUUACCCCAUUGCCUUCCUCGAUCGACGAAUGGUGAUAGAGAUCCUCUAUGAAAAGAUCCAGGAUAAAUCCAAAGUGAUCACCUCUCAGCGGGUUGAGAGUGUUGAAAACGAUUCUUUGAGCGCCACGGUUACCACAACAACUGGUCAAACCUAUACCGGAAAUAUCGUAAUCGGGGCAGAUGGAAUCCACUCCAAAGUACGUCAAGAGAUGUGGAAAGCGGCCAAAAAAAUAGAUCCCACAUGGAUUGGUCCCAAAGAAGAAUCUGCACUACCAGCAACUUACGCGUGCAUCUUCGGCAUCUCCAAAGGCGUGGAGGGAAUCGAGAAAGGCACCCUCAGCUCGGUGUUCAAUGAGAAUUUCUCGUAUCUUAUUGCCAGCGGACCCGGAGAUCUCACCUACUGGUUUCUCGUGCGGAACAUGGGGACGACAUACUAUGGUGCAGACAUUCCUCGGUUCACCAAGGAGGAAGAAACGGCAUUCGCAAAGGAACAUUUUGACGACCAGGUCACUCCAACACUCAAAUAUUCCGCUCUGUACGAGACAAAAAUCGCGUCUGUAUACUCAACUUUGCCAGAAUAUGUCUAUAAGAGAUGGCAUUUCCAGAGGACUAUGACUAUUGGCGAUGCCAGUCACAAGUUUGAGCCCUUGACAGGCCAGGGAGGAAAUAAUGCAAUAGAAACCGCCGCAUCCCUGACAAAUCAUCUCGUUGCGGCCCUCAAAAACUGCCAGUCAGGCACGCUGUCAUCGGCAGAGAUUACCAAAGUCUUCGAGAGCGUUCAAAAGCAGCGCGAAGACCGUGCGUGGGGAUUGAUCAGAGCAUGUCAUAACCGGCAACGUCUGGAGUGCAUGGAAACGCCUGUGUUGAAGUUCAUGGCAAAACACGUGGUGCCACACUUCCCCAAAUCUCUUGUCCUCAACAAAUGGAUCGACACAUAUGCUCCCGCAGUGUCCUUGAACAUGCUUCCUCUGCCGCACAGGCCUCGAGAAAUUGCAUACUUUGAUGAGCGCUUCAGAACACCGACAUCUCGGGGUGCGGUGAGCAUCCUGUUGUACGCUGUAUACUUCUUCUUGGCCUGGCUGGGCCAUCGCCAAUUGUCAACAGCACUCAGAGCGAACGGAACAAUGGAAUUUGUCCGCCAGGCACUUCAGAGCCAGUCGGUUGUACUCCCAGGAGGAGUUGAAACUCCCCUUCGCCAGGUAUACACAGGGAUUGGACCUGUUGACUUGUUCUUGAGAAUCAUUGUAACAAUAUUCUUGCCGACGGUCGCCAACUUCUCCGCUCCGGAACAACCAUUCCAAGUUUUGUAUUUUAUGGCUUUUGUGCUGCCGAUUAUCGCUAUCUUGACCGUUGAAGGAUUCCGACCACGGAACAAAUGGACCCUUCUUGCUAUCCCGAGUAUAUGGGCAGUUCUAUAUCAGCUGCGAGGCAUUGGGAUGAUUGCACCUCUCUGUUUCGCAUCAAGCACUUAUAUCUCCUCGCACAUCUCCUACUUCUCCCCGAGUACCCGCACACUUCCUGAAUCUACCGCUCGAGCGAUACUGCCUGCACUAGUACUGGGAUUCAUCGUGCCCACGAUCAUGCUGUUUUUCCCAUUGACUGAUGCCCUGAACAUGCGACAGGUCUUCAUUGCGCUGUGGCAGCCCGCUCCGAUAUACGUGGUGAUCUUGACUCAGAUAUUCUCCCGCGUCAUCAAAUCGAUCGGUUGGGGCACACCGGCCCAGACCGAUACCACCGCAGCGGAGGGCGAACCUAACCGUGACAUCGCCCACUUGCAAACUCUCUAUGCUGUGGCUGGUGGUGUGGCUGCAUGUUUCCAUGUGGCCUUGUUGCUAACCUGGGCUGCUUCCGGGACAGACUUUAUCACCAAGGCAUUCAUUCCAUCCGAUGCCUUCGCGCAGGUGGCGACACUUGCAGAUGGUGUCUUUGUGUUUUUCCAGAACGACUUCCUGCUUGCUGCAGCGGCAACUCUCCUGUGGUGCUUAGCUAGUGUGUGGGAUCUAUACCGCCUUGGUGUUUCUAAUGUCUCUUGGCAGGUAGGAUUGGCUGGUUUGAUCUUUGGUUCCGUGGCAAUCGGCCCUGGUGCGACUGCGGCGGCUGUGUGGUAUUGGCGGGAGGAGGUCAUGAGUCGGACAUAUUUCCUCCGACAUGGUCCCGUCUCUAGCUCAAUCAAGAGCACUUAA
Molecule: messenger RNA, 2490 nt
Organism: Penicillium coprophilum
Lineage: Eukaryota; Fungi; Ascomycota; Eurotiomycetes; Eurotiales; Aspergillaceae
Product: FAD-dependent oxidoreductase
Exons: 4
Coding region: 1-2490 (829 amino acids)
Molecular function (GO): FAD binding
Source: RefSeq, a predicted model, not a curated record